AGUACUUUCCCAAGUACUGAAAAUUAAAAAUAUCAUCGGAAGAACCUUCUAUCUCAAGUCAUCCAUCAUCGUCGUAUUCUUCUAAUUAUCGCAACAUUUUCUCCCCUUUUUCUCUCUCCUCCGAAUUUCUCGUUCUUCAUCAUCUACCUUCAUUUCCAAGGGGUAAUUUGUCGUUGUUGUCGACGCGAGUGCUGCUGUUCUGAUAACCAGUGGUGUUGUUAGGUUGUAUCUUGAAGUUGAUUGUUGAAUUUGGGGUUGUAAAGAUGAGUGAUAAUUUGAUGGACAAAGUGACUUCAUUGGGUGAGCGUCUAAGGAUCGGUGGGACUGAGGUUGGUAAGAAGAUGAGUGAGGGUGUGAGCUCGAUGAGCUUCAAGAUGAAGGAACUAUUCCAAGGGGGAACAAAUCAGGCUGAUAAAAUCGUCGAGGAAGCAACUGCUGAGACUCUUGAGGAGCCAGAUUGGGCUACGAAUCUUGAGAUAUGUGACAUGGUUAAUCAAGAGAGAGUUAAUAGUGUUGAUUUGAUUCGAGGGAUAAAGAAGCGGAUUAUGUUAAAGACCCCUAGGAUUCAGUAUUUGGCUAUGGUGUUGCUCGAAACUAUUGUUAAGAACUGUGAAAAGGCAUUCUCUGAGGUGGCGUCAGAAAGAAUUCUUGAUGAGAUGGUAAAGUUGAUUGAUGACCCCCAAACUGUUGUUAAGAACAGGAACAAGGCACUUAUGCUAAUCGAAUCCUGGGGGGAGUCCACAAAUGAGCUGAGAUACUUGCCUGUAUUUGAAGAAACAUACAAGAGCUUGAAGUCGAGAGGAAUCCGGUUCCCAGGGCGUGAUGAUGAGAGUUUGGCACCCGUAUUUACCCCUCCACGCUCCGUCUCUGAAGCAGAAUUGAAUGCAACUCUUGCACAACGUGAUGUUCCUGUACAAACCUUCUCUGCUGAAGACACAAAAGAAGCUUUUGAUGUAGCACGGAACUGUAUUGAACUUCUUUCUACUGUUUUAUCAUCUUCUCCUCAACAAGAUGUGCUGCAGGAUGACUUGACUACAACGUUGGUACAACAGUGUCGCCAGUCCCAAUUCACUAUUCAGAGAAUCAUUGAGACUGCUGGUGAUGAUGAGGCUCUUCUUUUUGAGGCUCUAAAUGUAAACGAUGAGAUCCAGAAAGUCAUCUCCAAAUAUGAUGAUAUGAAAAAGCCCUCUACGAUCCCAUCAGCACCGGAACCAGCCAUGAUUCCUGUUGCUGUUGAGCCUGAGGAGUCUCCACGGUCUGGGAAAGAAGAGUCACUUGUAAGGAAACCAUCAGGAUCCCGAGGCAAUUCUCAUGGAGGGCAGCAUGAUGACAUGAUGGACGAUCUUGACGAGAUGAUCUUUGGCUCGAAAUCUGACACACCAACAAAUUCUGGAAUUGAGCCAAAGAAACCGGAUUCAGCAAAAGAUGAUCUCAUUUCCUUCUGACUUUACGUAUACAUAUAUGAGUGGCUGUCUGGUGUUCUAUGUAUGUGUUUGAUGCCUGGAUAUGUGUUUGAGGCUAAAGGAAAUGCAUGUGAAUUUUAUAAGGAUUGCUAACAUUUUCAUUGUGUCUGGCCGCUCCUUUGUAAGUAGAUUCUUCUCAGAUUCUUGGAUUUUUAGUUCCAGUAAUCUUGAAUUAUCUAGGAGCUGUGCUUGUGGUUUACCUGAUUAUUGUUCCAUUGGUCUGUUCGUUGUUUAAACACGGAGAAUAGUUAAAAGCAUGUUGUCAUUUUGGCCUCUGAUCCUAAAGGUUAAACCUAUUACGAGUAUUUUGCUUUAGCCUA
This is a messenger RNA of Chenopodium quinoa (quinoa), 1783 nucleotides long. Its product is annotated as TOM1-like protein 1. The transcript is spliced from 4 exons. The coding region runs from base 264 to 1445 and encodes 393 amino acids. Gene Ontology annotation, molecular function: ubiquitin binding; phosphatidylinositol binding. Gene Ontology annotation, biological process: protein transport to vacuole involved in ubiquitin-dependent protein catabolic process via the multivesicular body sorting pathway. Lineage: Eukaryota; Viridiplantae; Streptophyta; Magnoliopsida; Caryophyllales; Amaranthaceae. The record is from RefSeq and is a predicted model, not a curated record.